This is a messenger RNA of Dacryopinax primogenitus, 945 nucleotides long. RefSeq lists its product as uncharacterized. Bases 1 to 945 code for a protein of 314 amino acids. The record is from RefSeq and is a predicted model, not a curated record. NCBI's taxonomy places the organism in Eukaryota, Fungi, Basidiomycota, Dacrymycetes, Dacrymycetales, Dacrymycetaceae. The transcript has 2 exons.
AUGUCCCGCCUAGUCCGCACUAUCCUCUUCCUCUCUCCUCUCCCUUUUGCAGGCGCUGUAGUAUACACCUACGCCUCCCGCAAACUCGCAAAAGACUUUCCAGACAUCCCCAUCCAGCAACUGCCAGAGGGGUCGUUCACCCGGCGCAUAAUGGAGGAGUCAAGCGCGCGCGGGCUGGCGCGAUGGGGACGUGAGGGAUCCGGAGACAAGGAUCGACCGCUGUACGCAGCGUACACUGAUAUCUACCAAACUACCAUCCCCCGUUCCUCUCUCGAGUCAUACGGCGCCCGCCUACUCGAAGGCCCCCUCUCCCGCAAAGCCUACGAAACAGACUCCUUCACCCACGCGUUCCUCAACAGCGGGCUCAUGUCCCGUCACCGGAGGCUCAUGUCCACAAAACGGGAUGAGAGGGAACAGAGGGGGGUGUUCGAGCCUGGACAGGAGGCCAUGGGUGGGACGAUGUGGGUCCUCCGAUCUACUGCUGGGGACUCUUCUGCUCCGACCGCGCCGAGUACGACAGCCGCGCAAAGGCAGAGUGCGCUGGACAGCCUUCCCCCAGACGUGCAACCUCCGUCCUCUGUUCCCUCAGCAACAGGCGCGCCAAACGGGAUAGGCUCAACAGUAUUCUUCUGGCGCAUGCCAGCUUCCAUCGUCAGCACAUGCGACACCCUCGCUUCCUACGGCUAUCCCUGGCGGUUCAUGCUCGGGGGGUAUCACGAGCUGCUGGUCGAGGAAGCCCAAGCCCCUUCGGCCAAGACUGAAGCUGGUGCUGGUGCCGGUGCUGGUGCUGACGAGCCGAUGCUGAGAGUGACGUUCACUUCUGCGCACGUGUAUGAAAGGCUUCAGGGGGACGGGAAGACGAUCCCGGGGUUUGGGAGAGCGAUGCAUGCUUUGUUUGGCAGGGCGUUGUUGGCUAGUGCUAAGCGGAGGAUCGAGAGCUGUUAA